CUCUUCUGAUUCUGCUCUCGCCCGAGUCCGACAGGCGUCCAUGCCCAUUUCUCCUUCCUCUGGAUCCUUUGUCUGCUUCACGUCUCUCUACCAUGUGAAGCAAAGCAACACUCUUCUACGGUCAGAGCGGCCGGUUCCGCGAGUAUGUCUGCAUUAACCUGCGCUAGAUUGUCGGCAUGGACCGUUGUUGCUGUUUUUCUGCAAAUCCUUGGUAUCUCUCUCUUCGUCUUCGGGUUUUUCCCCGUCAAACCAGCUCUCUCAGGCGUCAGUGGUCCAGAAAGCUAUCGUUCGCCAAUGUGUCAUUCUGUUGAAGAUCGUGAUGAGAGAAGUCUGCCUCCUCAUCAACUGAGAUCUUUGUACCAGGAGAUGUCUGGGAUCCCUCCUUCAUUUGACCAAUUAAUUCUAAUGGUUGUUGAUGGUCUUCCAGCAGAGUUUGUUCUCGGAAAGGAUGAUCAGCCGUCGACUAAAGCUAUGAUCGAAGCUAUGCCAUAUACGCAGUCUUUGUUAUCAAAUGGAAUGGCAGUGGGAUAUCAUGCAAAGGCUGCUCCUCCCACUGUUACAAUGCCUCGUUUGAAGGCAAUGGUUUCGGGGGCUAUUGGGGGAUUUUUAGAUGUGGCUUUCAACUUUAACACACAAGCCCUUUUAGAUGACAACAUUCUUGGUCAAUUCUACGACAUUGGUUGGAGAAUGGUGAUGCACGGUGAUGAAACAUGGCUUAAAUUGUUUCCAGGAUUAUUUACAAGAUACGAUGGUGUCAGUAGUUUCUAUGUAAAAGAUACUAUAGAAGUGGAUCACAAUGUCUCUCGCCAUUUGGAAGUUGAGCUUAGCACUGAUGACUGGAAUCUUUUGAUUCUUCACUAUUUAGGUUUGGAUCACGUUGGACAUACUGGUGGGCGCAGUAGUAACUUGAUGAUCCCAAAAUUGAUGGAGAUGGACGAGAUUAUUAAGAUGAUUCACAUGAGUAAAAUCCUGCCUGAAGAUGAUCCUCAUAGGCAGACUCUUUUGCUUGUUGUCAGUGACCAUGGUAUGACUGAAAACGGGAAUCAUGGAGGAUCCUCCUAUGAAGAAACCGACUCCUUGGCUCUUUUUAUUGGUCUGAGAUCAAAGAUUUUAACUUAUGCAUCAGCGACUCAAAAUGCAGCUUCUCAGGUUGAUAUGGCUUCAACAUUAGCUCUUCUUUUUGGUGUUCCGAUUCCCAAAAACAAUGUUGGUGUCCUAAUGCCUGAAGUUUUUGGUUCUUUGACAGAUGAUCAAUGGAUAAGAGCAUUGGAGUUGAAUUCCUGGCAACUACUAAGAUUACUACAGGCACAAUUACCUGGUUUAUCUCAACAAAGUUUUCCAUGUAAUGACUCUAGUUAUGAGCAGUCAUCUAAAUUCACCGAGUGUAUUGGGCAAUUGGAGCAGAAGUUUUGCCAUUUCUAUUCCAAAGCUACAGUUUUCCAUAGUUCCUGGAAAUCUAGGAAAGGCCAAACUAUUGGGUCAAUUAAUAUAGAUGACUUGAGGAAUGCUGUUAAAGCAUAUGACGAAUUCUUAAGAAUAGCAAGUGACUGGUUAUCGCGUAGAGCCACUGAUAAGCCUCUUGAUUUGCUUACAUCUGGAGUUGCAACAAUGUUUGUGUCAUCUAUGAUACUGUUGAGGCUUCUAUUCUUGUUAUGCAAACAGGCAUUCUUUGCAGAGAAGCAAUUUCUUCCUAAUGGAAACAAAUGUAGCUACAAGUGGGAUUUAGAUGAACUUUUUGUUUUGAGUGCAAUCUUGAUUGUUGCUCUCAGUAUGACCUCAAGUUCUAUAGUGGAAGAAGAGCAAUAUAUAUGGCAUUUUAUGGCAUCCACAUUGUAUUUGAUAUUUCUCCGUAGGACAUUCCAAUCUGUUCCGGCAGGACCAGCUCCAUUUUUGCUUAAUGUUUUCAAUGGACAGAACUGCAGAAAAUAUUCUCAGGUGUCAUCUGUCAUUUUGGUGCUCAUUUGUGGUAGGAUUUUGAGAGGCUGGCAUCAAGGUGGCGUGAACUGGACUCAUCUCCCUGACAUUUCAAAAUGGCUUGAGCAGGCAGGCCCUCACAGCAUAAAAUCCAUCCAGAUAGCAUCAAUUCUAGCUAUUAUCAGCUUGUGGUCAUUUCUCCUAUAUUCAAUAAGAUCAAAGAGAGGUUUUAUUCUUACAGUCCAAACCAUGUUUCUUAUAUCUGGAUUGUUGGUAUUGUUGCACACACUGGAAUAUCAGGACCAUACAUUUGCUGUAUUUGGCUACACUACCACUUCAAUAGCUCAGAUGGUAUAUGUAAGCCUUGGUGUGACAGUGAUAAUGACUGCUGUAGCCUCACCAUGGGUUAUGUAUUACUCAAACUCUGAGACUCGAUCAAAUGGAAAAGCUCAUCUGGUGACUUUCUCUUCCAUUGAUAAUGGAAUUGGGUCUUGUUUGUUCGAAUUAAGAUACUCUUCAUACUUGACUGGAUGGGCGUACACAGCAUCUUGGUGCCUUCUGCAGGGGCUACUACAACAGCCAAUAAACACUGUGCCUAUAUUAUUAAUUUUCUUGCAAAUCCUGUCCAGCUUGGUUUAUUUUUCAACUGGUGGUAUACGGCACAAAUUGUGGGUUGAGGUUGCUGCAUUAUAUUUUUUGGGUAUGGCAGGCCAUUUUGGUCUUGGAAACAGCAAUACUCUAGCUACUAUUGAUGUUGCUGGAGCUUACAUCGGCCUUUCCAGUCAUUCGACUUUAUUUGCUGGCAUCUUAAUGUUCACGAUUACCUUUGCAUCUCCACUGUUACUUCUCCUAAGCAUGGUGAUGUAUAUCUCCAUUAAGGACAUGAGGUAUCUAUCAGUCUCACAGGUUGCGGAUAUGGGGCAUUUGCUCCUUAAUACCAUUGCGUUCCCUUCACUUGUUCCCCUGAGUUUGAACUCAAUUCUGUUAACCACAUUCACUGUCGUUUUGCUGCUGAUGAGGAACCAUUUAUUUGUUUGGAGCGUAUUUUCACCAAAGUACUUGUAUGUUUGUGCUACUACUGCAAGUGUCUAUGCUGGGGUGACUGCAGUGGCUGCAACUGGGAUUUAUAUAUGUCUGGUGGUUGCAUUAUCGAUAAGAAACAGCAAUGGAAACAUUAGAAGCCCAAGGUGACAAGAAACUGAGCAUCCAUUGGUGCAUAGGUGUAAGAGUUACCAGUAUUCUGUUUGACACUAAUUUUGAAAGCUUAUAGUCAUCUUUUGAUAAUUAUCAUUUUAAUUUUAAAUUUUAAGCUAUUCUUUGUUCUUUA
This is a messenger RNA of Macadamia integrifolia, 3241 nucleotides long. Its product is annotated as GPI ethanolamine phosphate transferase 2. The transcript has 17 exons. Bases 145 to 3105 code for a protein of 986 amino acids. The record is from RefSeq and is a predicted model, not a curated record. Lineage: Eukaryota; Viridiplantae; Streptophyta; Magnoliopsida; Proteales; Proteaceae. Gene Ontology annotation, biological process: GPI anchor biosynthetic process. Gene Ontology annotation, cellular component: endoplasmic reticulum membrane.